Nylanderia fulva is the source of this 1975-nucleotide messenger RNA. RefSeq names its product RIO kinase 1 (gene RIOK1). The record is from RefSeq and is a predicted model, not a curated record. NCBI's taxonomy places the organism in Eukaryota, Metazoa, Arthropoda, Insecta, Hymenoptera, Formicidae. Gene Ontology annotation, molecular function: protein serine/threonine kinase activity; ATP binding.
UACGUUUGCGUAAGCACAUGUUAGAGCAAAAUAUUGAAAUUAACGAAUAUAUUAAAUAAGUUGUUCAAAAAGAAUAUUAAUCAUGUCAGAAAAAUUCGAAGAAGGCCAAUUUAGCGACGCCGAAGAGGACGAAAUACCUUGCAUACAGAACAAAGUUAAAAAUACAUCCACGUUUGAUAUGUAUUCGCAUGCACCACUCGAGGAAAAAGUAGCCAAUUUGGAUAUCACAUGUGAUAAAGAGACCAAUAUUGAAGAUAGUGACAAUGAUGAUUAUUAUUGUAACAAUGAUUAUGAUUUGUAUGAAGAGAAAGACAAGAAUGCUGUUGUAAAAACGAGUUCACAAAGAUUCAACACUCAAGAAGCACCCACUAAGGUAACAAAUUAUCAACCAAAACAUAAAUUGUUGACUCGCUAUGCGAAUAAGAUUAAUUUAGAGAAGUAUGCGAGUUCAUCAUUACCAAACCAUGUAGCCAAUGUAUUGAUGGAGAAUGACAAACGUGUUGACAAAGAUCGCAUAAGGAUGAAAGAUAAGAGCGAUCACGCGACGACUGAGAAUGUAUUGGAUUCGCGUAUCAAGAAGAAACUGCACAAAUUGUUUGAAAGAGGAGUGUUAGCGGAGAUAAAUGGUUGUAUCUCAACUGGAAAAGAAGCUAAUGUAUAUUAUGCCAAGUCGAAAAACGAAGACGAGAUUGCUAUAAAGAUAUAUAGGACAUCCAUCCUGACAUUUAAAAAUCGGGAAAAGUAUAUUAGGGGAGAGUAUCGUUUUGAUCAUGUAUACUCUUUGCAUAAUCCGCGCAAAAUGGUGAAAAUCUGGGCGGAAAAGGAAUUCUCUAAUUUGAAACGCUUGGAACAAGGUGGUGUCAGAGCGCCACAGCCCAUUUUAUAUGGUGGUCACAUGUUGUUGAUGGAAUUUCUGGGUUCAGACGGCUGGGCGGCGCCUAAACUAAAGGAUGCUACACUUACAGAAUCAAAAGCAAGAAUGUUGUAUAGAGAGUGUAUCGAAAUUAUGUGGAAAAUGUACAAUAAGUGUAGGCUUGUUCACGCUGACUUGAGCGAGUAUAAUAUGUUGUAUCAUAAUGGAUCAGUUGUAGUCAUUGAUGUUUCACAGGCAGUAGAUCGUGAUCAUUGUAAUGCAAUUGAAUUUCUAAGGAACGAUUGUAGCAAUAUUACAGCAUUUUUCAAAAAGCACAAAGUAGGAGUUAUGCCACUUCAAUCACUAUUUGAUUUCAUAACAGACCCAACUAUUAAUGAAAAAAACAUGGAUGAAUAUCUCGAUAUCCGGAUGCAAGAGGCAAAUAAUGAAAAUGAUCCACAGCAGCAAAUAGAAGAGGCAGUUUUUAAGCAAGCUUACAUUCCUCAAAGAUUGACUCAGGUGGUCAAUGUGGAACGUGAUAUAAAUCUUGCCAAAUCUGGACAAGACUUAAUUUACAAGACAUUAAUUGGCUUGAAAGCAGAUUUAUCUAAGCCUGCGGAAACACCCGAGAUCCUAGCUAACAAACACAAGAAAAGUAACAAAGAUGUAGAGGAAGAAAGCGAUACUUGCUCUUCUUCUGAGGGUAGCGAUAAUUCCGAUAGUGAAAACGAGAGCGAGAAUAAAAGCAAAUUUGUAAAUUCGGCUAGACCCAGAAACGAAAGCCCGGAUAGUAAAAAAGCGCGUAAAAAGGCGGUCAAAGAACAGCAAGCGGAAAAAAGGAAAACUAAAGUAAAGAAGCACGUAAAGAAACGUAAAAUAAAAGUAUCAAGAGGGGGAAAAUAAAUAAAUUUGUAUAAAAAAGGAUAUGUGGAGAAGAAAGAUUACAAUGUGUAUUUCACAUUUAUAACAAUUUAUGAUAAUGAGUUAAAUGUUGUUUUUACAACAUAACGUAAGCAUAUUUUUUAAAAAAGUAUUAAAAAAAUUGUACGUCAAUUUAAAGGAUGUUCAAGUAAAAUUUGACUUGUAUAUAAAAAAUAUAUACGUAACACUUCAGCAACAUAA